AUCCUCGCUGCUGUGGUUGUGAAAGGUAGCAGAGUAGACAGACGUCAUUGCGUGCGCGUUUUUGUACCGAGGUUCCUCGCUGGAGAUUGCUUGUCGCAAGCUACAUAUCACGACACAACACACACAUACACAUACACGACCGAGAUGGAUAGGUUACAUGCGCUUGAGGCCGCGCUGGAGAAGAUUGUCCUAGAUCCCAAAUACCACGACAUCCUCACACUGGUAAAAGGUGUGAGAAAUGGCAUCGUGUAUGGGUGUAAAGUGCGGUUUCCGCAUGCGCUUGUAAUGAUCGUCCUCUUCAGAUCUGGGACCCUCCGCUCAAAAGCCCACCUAGUCUACAAAGCCACCCGCCAACACGCCCGCAACCUCGGCCUCUUCGCCCUCGUCUACAAAUCCUGCAUGAUCUUCCUGCGCCACACAUCUCCAACCGGAAAAGAACGCCACUACGAUUCCUUCCUCGCGGGCCUCCUCGGCGGCUACACCGUCUUCGGCCGCACAAUUCACAACUCCGUGUCGCAGCAAAUCGUCAUCUAUGUCGCUGCGCGCGUGUGCCUCGCUCUCGCUAAACUAGCCGUUCAGCCACGGGAAGUUGGUGCUGGACACGGUGGUGCCGGGCACCAUCAUGCAGUUAAAGGCUGGGAACUGUUUGGCAACGGCGAGAUGAGGCGGACGUUGGUGAGGAAUGGGUGGCCAGCUUUUGCGAGUUUGAGUUGGGCCAUGGUUAUGUAUAUUUUUAGGUGGCAUCCCGAGGCUGUGCAGAGUAGUUUGAGGAGUAGUAUGAGUUAUAUUUAUGUUCAAUCGGAUGAUUGGGAUUCGCUGCGGACGCUGCUGUGGCAUAACAAGUGAGCAAGAGGGGGAGGGGGCUGGACUUGCAUGGAGGGAUGCAAUGGUGGAUUUGUAUGUGAGGAGCAAAUUAUAAGGGUUCUGUCGCGGCAUGUAGGGAGGAUAGACAGCUAGCUAUUGUCUGGCAUGAUAGAAAGAGAUACCACCAACAAGAAAGGCAAUAAAAAGGAGAGAAUUUGUCCAAA
This is a messenger RNA of Pyrenophora tritici-repentis Pt-1C-BFP, 1028 nucleotides long. NCBI's taxonomy places the organism in Eukaryota, Fungi, Ascomycota, Dothideomycetes, Pleosporales, Pleosporaceae. The record is from RefSeq and is a predicted model, not a curated record.